Molecule: messenger RNA, 6769 nt
Organism: Rattus norvegicus (Norway rat)
Lineage: Eukaryota; Metazoa; Chordata; Mammalia; Rodentia; Muridae
Gene: Mllt3
Product: MLLT3, super elongation complex subunit
Biological process (GO): regulation of stem cell division; positive regulation of DNA-templated transcription; chromatin organization
Cellular component (GO): nucleoplasm; nucleus; transcription elongation factor complex
Molecular function (GO): modification-dependent protein binding; histone H3K18ac reader activity; histone binding
Source: RefSeq, a predicted model, not a curated record
GCAUUGACACUGAAAGUGCUCUGAUUUCCUUGCUCUGUAACAUUUGCUUCUGUUUAUGACGGAAUCUCCCACUGAGGGAGCAGACAGAGGAUGACACUAGUAAUUGUGCUUAAAGGAAAAACAGGAGUAGCUUGACAAUAGGGUUAUCAAAUGAUAAAUUCUCUAUGUGAUCUCCAUUUGUGGGCUCAGCAUAGAGAAAUUUUAAUUAUGCGAGGGUUCAUUCUGCCUCAGAUUUCCUCUGUCAUACUUUUGUAAUAUUUCUGCCACCAAGCAGUCAUCAUCCAUCUGUUUUGUCUUUUUAUUCACAAGAACCAUUACAUAUGACAAAAAAUGUCCAACUUUAUAAAAUUGAAAUGAACUUUCAAGUACAGUCUUAUACUGUCAGUGUCCUCUUUCGGUGGAUCUUGUUCUCGAUGUUCUUAGAAUCACACUCUGUGCAGGAGAGAAAGCCCCCAACUGCAAGCCACGAAUCUCACCUCUCUUUUCUGUGAAUUCUGAGUAAUUACACAACCAGGUUUUCCUUGCCUAUCUAUGUCUUCUGCUAGUCUUUUUCUUUAACAAUUUUAAAGUUUUAUUUUAUAUGUAUGUGUUUUACCUGGAUGUGUCUAAUAUCCACCCAGGUCAGGAAGGGGUGCUGGAUCCCUCAGAACUGUAGUUCAACAUGCUUGUGAGGCACUGUGUUGGGUGCUGGAACCAAGUCUGGCUCUUCUGAAAGAGCAGUAAGUGUUUUUUAAGUGCUUCACCAUCUCUACAAUCCCAGCACUUACCUCUUUAAAGAUUUAAUCUUUGCAUUACAUGUUUGAAUAAAGUCUCCUUAGAAUGUCCUAUAUAUGAGCCGUUGAGCUAGAUGUUCUAUAAGCCCCUGCUUGAGAAGUUAGACCAGUACAAAAGAACUCACUCUUUUUUUUUUUUUAAGUGCCGAGCAUAUUCAGGAAAGACUAUCAUGAGAGGAGGUUGGGCAAGCCCAGUGGACUCAGGGGUAACUUUUCUUAAAUCAUAAUUUCAUAGUUACUCUUCAUGAGGAUAAGAGUAGCUAAUAUUUGUCAUUUGUUCCAUAUUCUGCCCUUACCACUGUGUGUACGCCCAGUCAUCAAAAUAAAGUGACACCAUGAUAUUUUCUCCACCCCUUUAAAAAUGGAGGAGCGGGAUGUCGACAGACUGAAUCACUUGACUGAGGCCACACAGCUGUUAUGUGGUGGAAUCAGGUGUGAUACUUCUGCAGCCUGAACUCCGUCUACUCUUCUGUUCAGGCCAUCUGUAGCUUGAGCUGGAGUUUUCAGAGUGCCUGACAUUAAAUUAAAAUGCAAACCCACGUCAAAUAAAACAUAAUUAUCUUAAGAUUGUUUGCUUUAAAAAAAAUAAAUAAAUAACAUGUCCCUCUAGUGUAGAGUGAGUAGCCACGUGCUUUCUGCUUCUUGCUUACUAACAUUCAAUACCUGUGUAUAGUCACAGCUCAGCAGCCUUGCUGGCAUAGUUAGCAGCCUGCUGUAAACAGUGCAGUCUAGGUUGUCUCUUCUUACUUACUAGAAAAUAAGAGUCCCAUUUCUGAAUAGGAACUUAAAAAGUUCACAUUCAGCAUCUUCACCCUCCACACACUAAGCUUUAUUUGCAUAUCCAAGAAAAGGUGAUCAUCUGUGGUAACUGCCCUGUUUACUGAAUAGGGGUGUGUGCUGUCAUAGAUAGGAGGGGCGGGUCCCACAGUUAAAGCAGUCAUAUGACAGAGAUCCUGGAACCCUUACGUAGCCACUGUUUUAUUUUACUUAAUAUUUUAUUUCAUUAUGUCGAGCGUCAUAAAGCUACAUUAGCAAACAUACUGUUUUUCCUGAAAAUAUUGGUGUCCUAUUUAUUUUAGAAAACUGUCUGGGGGUCUGGGUGUAGUAGGAGAGAGUUGAGUGUUUGACAUCUGAUCUCUGGCAGAAUGUCUGCGCACUGCACAUACAGUCGUAUCAGAUGGUAGAGACUGUUUCUAAAACAGCUCAGGGUGGAUGUUUGCUUCUGAUUAGCCUGUGUGUGUAUUGGAUGAAUGAGCACUUGCGAAGUCAUGACCAUGUGUUUGCUGUCAUUUAAACUGCCAAUCCAAUCUGAAUAUACAGUGGGCACCUAAGCAGAGUUCUUUUCCUCUCAAGAGAAUCAUUGUAACCGUACUCAGUUCCUUCCUGACACUUGUGAACUUGGCCCACGUCUGUGUUCCUGAGGGCUACACGAUUUGGUUUUAAGAGAGUUUCUGAUGUCAAGCACCCUUCAGCAUCACAAACUCUUUUGUAAAAACUGUUCAUACAGUCGAGCAGCUGCUGCCGUCUGUCCCAGUCAGAGCAACCCAGUCCUGCCAGUUCCAGUUCCAGUUCCAGCUCCAGCUUCACGCCGUCUCAGACCAGGCAGCAAGGUCCUUUAAGGUCGAUCAUGAAAGAUCUGCAUUCCGAUGACAACGAGGAGGAGUCUGAUGAGGCCGAGGACAAUGACAAUGACUCUGAGAUGGAAAGACCUGUAAACAGAGGGGGAAGCCGAAGUCGCAGGGUCAGCUUGAGUGACGGCAGUGACAGUGAAAGCAGCUCUGCCUCUUCCCCUCUCCAUCACGAACCCCCACCGCCAUUAUUGAAAACUAACAACAACCAGAUUCUUGAAGUGAAAAGUCCAAUAAAACAAAGCAAAUCAGAUAAGCAAAUAAAGAAUGGUGAAUGUGACAAGGCUUACCUAGAUGAGUUGGUAGAACUCCACAGAAGGUUAAUGACACUGAGGGAAAGACACAUUCUGCAGCAGAUCGUGAACCUUAUAGAGGAAACUGGACACUUUCAUAUUACAAAUACAACAUUUGAUUUUGAUCUUUGCUCGCUGGACAAAACUACAGUCCGUAAAUUACAGAGUUACCUGGAGACAUCUGGAACAUCCUGAGGGUACAACAACUGGACGCAUCAAAAACUAUUUUUUUUUUUGGUUGUGAUUUUUUUUUGUCGUUGUUGUUGUUUAUAUGAAAACACUCAGAAUGAUACAACCAAAAGGGAAAAAAAAUAAAAACAAAACAACCUUCAGCUUUACUUUUCUUUAAAGCCAGUCAUCAUCUCUUGAUAAAGGAGAGGUUACCUAAACCAGCCUCAGCGGACACUCCUCUGCAAGGAAAAAUGCCCAGGAAGAAUUAGCCUGGAUAGCCUUCAAAACAAGCAGACACAACACAAGAACACUUAAAGAAUGUGUAUGGUACCGUGGAUCUCUCUGUGGUGGUUCAUUCCACAGGAUGAAUGCAUAUUCAACACACUGCCUUAUUACAUAACUGAUCUAUUUAUUACCACAUACAGAUAAAUUGUGAGGGAGUGACACCACCAGACGUCCCAGGUCCUCGGUCCCGCGGAUGCUCUUUUCAAUGCAGCGCCCUUGCCGUCCCAAGCCCAGUGACCUUAUUCGUAUACCGAGCCACUUUCCACCAACUCUUCCCAAGUCCUUUAACUUGUUGCAGUCUAUGGUUUCCACCUUUGUUUUCCCAGUUCCGAGACAUAGUGAUCAACUGGGGGGACCAAAUAGCCACCUUGAUUUUCUUCCUUGUGGUCUUCUUUCCUAAAGGUUGAGGCCCAGUCCUUGGCUGUAUCCAUGUAAUGAUCUUGGACACGGUAGGUGUACCAAGUAGGAUCAUUUGAAUUGCUGUCUAGCCUUAGUCAAUAAACCUGUAGGACUUUGAACAAAAAUGUUCCCGUGAUGUCCACAGUCCAGCAUUGUUGAGCUGUCACCAACACUCCAUUUUACUGUCUCCAUUUACUGUUGCAAUAUGAGGUGAAGACGGAGGUUAAAGGCAUUCCGCAGACUCAGCGUUUUUAAAGGAAUUCUGGUCCUGUUUUCAAAACCAUCAGUGUAGACGUUCUUAAUUUGGAUCUAUUUAUUAGUGAGCAUUUCACCUGUCUUCAGCAGCUGGUGUGGUACUCAUUUCUUCUUAAAAACAAAACAAAAACAGGAGUCAGAAUUUUCUUUUUGGUUUGUUCUCAUAUGAUUCUCCUAGACUCUUUUAUUUUUGAAAAAUUAAAACCUUUCUUUGGGGGAGAAUUGUUGGUUAUCCUGCCCUGACAGACUAUGUAUUCACUUGUAGAUUUGGUAACUUUGUAUCUGUGUAGUCUUGCUGAUGUCUGCAGAAGGAUUUCUGUAUAGGUGAAAGGUGAAGGUGGUUGGGAGGGGGAGUUUCUUGUCCUUGUUGUACCUUCGUUUUGAAACUAGAAAUCUGUCCUGUGGCAUGCAAAAGAAGGCGAAUUAUUUUCAAAAGAAAAAAGAAAAAAAAAAAACCCAAAGUACUUUUGGUGUCAUUAUUCCACACUCUCUGUAGUGGAGGAAUUCAAAGUUAGAACAGCCGACUUUCCAAGUUGUUACGAGAACGCAACUGAAAAGAAAAGGAAUGAAGAAGACUUCUGGAUCCAAAGCCUUAAGAGAGUCUACGUGUGCUAACAGCCUAGUGUCCCCCACAUCUGUUCCCGUGACAGAUGCUGUCCUUUCAUUCAGAGAUUAACUAGUGUCUGUACAGAAAAUGGUCUUCCCAGACCCGUUCUUUCAGGCGGUGAUGUAAAUGCAGAUUAAUAAUGGAGCGGUUUCUGCAUUUUAAAAAGGAGAUUUUUUUACACUGUUUCUUUCUAUCCAAAGAAACUAUUUUUUUCUUUUUUAAAAAAAAAAAUAUGAUAAUACAGCCAUGGUCUUUGUAAAUUGCUUUCCUGCAGUGUCCUCCUGGAGGACAAGUGUACACAUUUUCAAGAAUGUUCCGGUUCCUCAUGGUGAUGGACAUGAGCCGUACUUGAAGCUUUUGGUGUGUCGUCCACUUCUUGGUGUACAGAUGCAUAGACACGAAUCAUGUCGUUUUGGACAGUAGGCGGUUGGUGAGCUGUGUGCUUUUCGUUGUGUUUCGUUUCUAACUUCACAGUUGAAAAGAGAAAUAAUGUUUCAACAUCCAGAAAUCUUUUUAAAUUUCUGUCUGCAAUCCCACAUAUUCUCAUUAAACUAGAAAAGUAAGUGGUUUAACUAAUGUAUCUGUAUAAUUUAACUAGAAACAUGCAGUUUGGGCCAUUUUUAUUUUUAUAACCAAAUUGAGUGGCGAAAUAAAUACUUUGGCUUCUUUUAUUCCUGAAGUUACAAAGACCAAGAAACUAAGGUAAGAAGUUACCCUCCCCUCGAUGCCCAAAGAAAUAAAAUUUAAAAGAGGGGUAAGAGGAAAGGCAGCUAUUGUAAUGAUAACAUUAGGGCUAGAAAAUUAGCUAAUACAGAUGUCUUCAGUAUAUCAUGAAAUAAAAGUUUGUACAUGGGUAACAAAAUUCAGAACAGCGAACUUCUUACCUGGACAGCAAAGUUAGCUUCCUGUCAGCUCCUGGUAGUUUAGGAGUUGUAGCUACAGAGCCACUCUUUCGGAUGUCCUCCUGCUCCUGGCACAUGGUUUGAUAAAACAGAAGUCAUGAAUUCCCUUCAGUUCCACUCAAGGAUGUGCCACAUUUCUCCAGAAGCAAACCACUCCUGCCACAUCUAUGUGCACUCACUUUUGGACCCUGUUAAGAAUAUUUUGACACAUGUGUACCCUAACAGUGGCUUUGGUUUUUUAAGCACAAAGGGGGAAUGGCAGGGUUUAACUUCUUUAGUGUGUAUAUGUAUAUAUAAAUAGGUGUUUCAAAUAAAAUUAAUUGGGUGAAUGUGAAUAAGUUUGAACCAGCAAGAGUAUAAUAAACUAUCAUUAAAUUUUUUUCUUCUAAAAACUAUAUGUACAGACCACACACACACACACACACACACACACACACACACACACACACACUUUUGGUUUUGUGUAAGUGUGUGGAGGGCCCCUUCUGUUGUCAGAUACACUGAUCGUGUUAGCAGGAAUGUAUGAAGUUACUUCAUAUUGUCACUGCCCCCUCUUUUAAGUAACAUAGAUACACUGUGUCAAGAUUAGGGAGAACAUUAAAAAGAAAAGAAAAGAAAAGAAAACCAGGAGAUGAGUUUCAGAUAAAAAAACAUUUUAAAAGUUGCAACGAAAUCUCUAAUCUGAGUAAUUACCUGUUUUAAGGAAAGGGCCAAUAAAUUUGGGGGUUUUAUUUUUCCUUUAUCAAAACCAGUUUUUGCUAAUACCUUUUGCAGUCUGAUCCUAACAUCAAACAGGCCUGUAUCACAUCCCGUUUACCAUCCCAAGCCCUACAAAUGUAGUUAACACACUUGUUUAAGAGCAAUUCAGCUCUUAAUUGCUUUCACCCUACCUAUGUAACGAGUUGGUUGUCCAGUGUUGAAAUGGUCGAUGUCUGUGUUUGGCGACUUCUGUUCAUUCUUCUCACUGUGGAAGUGGUCAGCUCUAGAGUAAUUUGCUGUAUGCUUAUUAUUUUCCACCUUUAGCGUUUUGUGUACCAAUGCUAUGUAUUCCUAUAUUUAUAUAUAUACAUAUAUUAUCAGAAUAAUCUUGCUUUGGACUGUUGUUCUCAAACUAUGACUAUGAUGUAGAGAUGACUACAGCUGCUGAGAAUGUGGCGGAAUCAACUCCCACGGCGUAGGUUAAUCUUGGGCUGGAAGUCUACAUCUUUCAACCUCCUCUGUUUUAUAUGAUGCUUUUUAUUCUGUAGGCACUGCCAUCCUGAAUAUUCCUUGUAAAGAUGCAGUCAAUUUCAAAGGAAGACAAAGCCACUGCUGUCUGUACACUGUAAAUAUGUACUUUGGCACUUGUACUCCAGUAUUCUGAAAGCCGAGCUAUGAUGGAAAUGCUGACAGAUCUUUGAUGGUGGCCGAUGCUACCCUGCAGUGCAAAAAUAAAUUAAGUAAAAGUGUAUUCUGA